Molecule: messenger RNA, 686 nt
Organism: Gamsiella multidivaricata
Lineage: Eukaryota; Fungi; Mortierellomycota; Mortierellomycetes; Mortierellales; Mortierellaceae
Product: CybS-domain-containing protein
Exons: 2
Coding region: 104-622 (172 amino acids)
Biological process (GO): tricarboxylic acid cycle; mitochondrial electron transport, succinate to ubiquinone
Cellular component (GO): mitochondrial envelope; membrane
Molecular function (GO): ubiquinone binding; heme binding
Source: RefSeq, a predicted model, not a curated record
AGCACACACACACACGCACACAUUCACGUUCGUCCAUCCCCAUCCUCCUGCCCUUACUUCCGCACCCCACCCCACUCCACUCCACCCUCACUCCAUCCCCACAAUGGCCCUCAGACUCACUGCCUCGCCCAUCAGCCGCGCUGCCCCUGCUCUUCGCUUGGCCGCUGCCAUGCGCUCGUCCUCGGGCGUGAACACCCGUGUUUACUUCCAUGCCUCUCGCACUGCUGCUGCCACUGGCCAGACCUCUGGCGAUGUCACUGAUGUCUACAAGCCUGUCGUUUACAAGAUCCCUGCCCCUAACCAGAUGCACGGAUCCUACCACUGGGACUUUGAGCGUCUGCUGUCGGUCGCGUUGGUCCCUCUGUUUGCUGCCUCGGCCAUCAGUGGAGCCCACCCUAUUACGGACGGUCUCUUGGGAGUUGUUGUGCCCAUUCACGCCCACAUUGGUUUCGAUGCCAUGGUGACUGACUACCUCCACCCCGGCAAGGUCGGCGUGCUUGGCAACAAGUCCAUCAACUGGGCUCUUCGCGGCGCGACUGUGUUGGUCCUGGUCGGAUGCUACCAGUUCAACACCUCGGAUAUUGGAUUGACCGAGUUGGUCAAGAAGGCCUGGGAGGCAUAAGCUGUUGAAGGAGAAGACGAAAAAAGCAGACAGAGAACGGAUGAAAUAAUAUAUAAAAAAAAAA